AAAAACCUACUCUAAUAACUAAAGGUAGUUUGGCGCACUAUCUUCAUCGAUGUUUGCAGUAGCUGCGAUUUUCAAUAAUCAGUUGCGAUACAUUGCUGUUGUGACUGUAUGAUGUGAAAGGUCGAAGGGAGAGAUAGGACGACAUUGAGCUCAAACCUGCAACGUUGUGUUUAUUGGAAGAAGACAGCUACGGAUUUCUGCCGAAGAUCUGUUUCAGCACCCCUGAGCGGAGUUUCACUGACCUUCUAGAGUGUGCUCUGCUCGUCGAUCCCUGUACAGAAGGCCUGGUACUCAUUCGACUUGCUGCGUCACAACCUCACAAACCUGCCGAACAUAUGAAGCCUUGGUCGACGAGAGUACAAGUUGUGGGGCGAUGGGUGCACUCUCGUCUCCGAGCAAGCAGGUGCACCGGCCACUCGUGUUUGCCUUGAAUGGAGAGCGUGUGGAGCUUCACAAUGUGGAUCCUGCCACCACUCUCCUCUCCUACAUCCGCUCCGAGACUAGAUUCAAAGGGCCAAAGCGGGGAUGUGGCGAAGGUGGAUGUGGUGCGUGUUCGGUGAUAAUUUCCAAGUACAACCCCGAGACCAGAGAAGUGAAGGAGAGCUCGAUAAAUUCGUGUCUAGCGUUGCUUUGCUCAGUUGAUGGCUGCGCCGUCACCACUUCUGAAGGCUUGGGUAAUAGUCAAGCCAGUUUCCACGCCGUUCAGAAGCGUAUCUCGGCUUUCCAUGGUACUCAAUGCGGCUUCUGUACCCCAGGAAUGACUAUGGCCAUCUACAGCUGCCUCAAGCACACGCAACAGCUCCGAUCCAAAUCACCAGCAAUGGACGGCAAUGGAGCUGCUGCCGCAAGACAAGUUGCAGGUUCAACAUCUGCAGAACUGGAGAGAGCAUUACAAGGGAACAUUUGCAGAUGCACAGGUUACAGACCUCUUUUAGAUGUGUGCAAAUCUUUCGCUAGCGACGUGGACCUAGAAGACCUGGGCAUCAACACUUGUUGGGCUAACAAUGCAGAAGCUAAGCACGAGAAUCUGCCACCUUACAAUCCAAAGAUGGAUCCCCAGUUCCCUGAAUUCCUCAUCACGGAAUUAGACGCUAGAAAGAAGCGUACACUCGAAAAGGAUACUGCGGGUCUGUCGGAGAUAGAAUUAGCUGGUGAGAGCUUGGAUGCGAGGUUCAAACAUGUGGAGGGAAGCAAAGAGGAAAAGGUGGAGUGCUCGUGGGUGAGCACUGGCAGCUUGGCACAACUCAGUGUAGCAAUGAAGGCGCUCAAGGGAAGACGCGAGCAACUGAAGCUGGUGGUGGGCAAUACAAGCUCUGGUUACUACAAGGACCACCGACCCGAAGUUUUUGUAGACGUCAGCCAGAUACCUGAGCUCUUGUCUGUGCGUCGUGACUCUCAUGGCCUUGAAAUCGGUGCAGCCACUCGCAUUGCCGAGCUCAUCGACUACUUGGAAGAGUUCGAAGGCAACCCAGUGGCGGCAGGACUAGCUGACCACAUGAAAAAAAUUGCUGGAAACCAUGUUCGGAACUGGGGAAGUGUUGGGGGUAACCUUGUCAUGGCGCAACGAUUCGCGUUUGAAUCCGACCUUGCUACCAUCCUCUUGGGUGCAGGAGCGUCAGUCAAGAUUGUGACAUUCAAUGGCCUGGCUGAUCACUCUUACGCGACGGAGAAGCUAUCUCUCUAUGGUUUUCUGGAGAGAGGGGCUAUGGAUCAUGACAGUAUUCUGCAAUCGGUGUACAUUCCUCUUGAAGAAGAUACUGGAGCCGCGGAGACUUCCUUUCGAUGUUAUAGAGCAUCUCCCAGGCCGUAUGGUAAUGCAAUUUCGUAUGCCAAUGCCGCCUUUCACGCUCAUGUCUCAAGUAACCGGGAGCAGGGGACCAUUGUGAUCGAGAGUGUUCGGUUGGCGUUUGGUGCGUUUGGGACGAAGCAUGCGAUUCGGGCUUCAAAAGUAGAGAAGCUGUUGGGCGGCACCACCCUUACCCUCGCCAUAGUGAAAAAAUCCGUGGAUCUGCUGAAAACGGAAUUGGUACCGGUGGAAGGGACUGACAAGAAAGAGUAUCGCGUCAGCCUCGCGGUGGGAUUUUUGUUUGAGUUUCUGAAUUCUCUUCUAUCUAGCGAAGCAACCGUGGCUCCUACACCUCUCUUUCCUCAUGUUGGUAAGCAGCUUGUGCGGUUGACGGACGAUCAAUACCCUAUUUCGCAGCCCAGAUCGAAGUUACAUUCACUUCUUCAAGCAUCUGGAGAGGCUGAAUAUGUAGACGACAUCCCUUCACCUCCUCGUUGCCUGCACGCCGCCUUCGUGCUUAGUUCGGAGGCUCAUGCAAAACUUGAGGCUAUCGAUGCCAAGGUUGCACUGGAGUCUCCCAGAGCGAUCGCGUACAUGUCCCUGCGCGACAUCCCUGAAGGUGGGCAAAAUGUCGGCAUAGUCAACAAUUACAACGGCUACGAGACGGAGAGUCUGUUUGCCGAAGACAUCGUAGGUUACGUUGGCCAGCCGCUGGGUGUGAUGGUCGCAGAAACGUACGACCUUGCUAAACUCGCAGCCGGAAAAGUGAAGGUUACUUAUGACACCAGCAGCGUAGAACCUCCAAUACUCACAGUAGAUGAUGCUGUUGCAAAAAACUCAAUUUUCCCCGUGCCCCCUUUUGUACUGCCAUCCCAACAUCAGCACAUAGGAGAUGCUGGAAAGGCUCUUGCAGAAGCAGAAUGUCAACUAAGUGGAGAGUUCUCUACGGUUUCGCAAAGCCACUUUUAUAUGGAGACACAGGUAGCUUUAGCUGUUCCCGGCGAAGAUGGUAGUCUGACAGUUUACAACUCGACACAGUCUCCUGAUUUCCUCCAGCAGGCCAUUGGUGCCUGCCUCAACAUUCCUCUCAACAAAAUUCAAGUCAUCUGUCGCCGACUUGGUGGAUCAUUCGGUGGGAAGGUCUUACGAAACCAACAUGUGGCUGUAGCGGUUGCGUUAGCUGCUCACAAGUUGCGAAGACCGGUUCGAAUGUCCUUGGAUCGAAACACUGACAUGCAAAUUAUAGGAGGACGUGUCCCAUGGAAGGCGAAGUUCGCGGUGGGGUUUACGAAAGCGGGCAAAAUCACAGCAGCUAAAGUGGACACUCUCAUUGAACUAGGUUGGUUCAGCGAUUUUUACUUGAUUACACCUGCAUUUGUAGAUUCUACUGUAAAGAAGUACAACUUUGGAACCUUGGACCUCUCCUUCACGAUGUGCAAGACAAAUAAUGUGCCCAAGACUGCAGUGCGAAGUCCUGGGCACGCACAAUGUAACGUCAUUGCUGAAGCAAUCUUGGAUCACGUGGCAUCCUACUUGGGCGUAAGUGGGAACAAAGUUCGUGAAGAAAAUUUACACACUUUUGAAAGUCUUGUUCUAUUCCAAAAUAAGGAACUUCUGUGCAAUGAGGCGGAAUAUACGUUGCCAGCAAUCUGGGCCCAACUCAGAUCUCAGGCAAGAGUGGAGGAGCGCGAAUUGGAAGUGCAGAAGUUCAAUGAUCGGAGCAAGUGGCUCAAACGUGGCCUGUGUAUGGCUCCGAUUGUGUAUGGAGCCGGCGGUGUAGGAAAUCAGUCCAUGGUGAGCAUUUUCCAAGAUGGUUCUGUCGUAGUGCAGAUCGGAGGCAUCGAAACGGGGCAGGGAUUGUAUACGAAAGUGGCACAAGUGGUGGCUUACUCGUUGAGUCCGUUAUGUUCAAAGGUCGAAGUUUCGAAAAUACUUAACAAGAUCCAGAUCCUUCCACUUGAUUCGCUGCAUCUGCCAAACACAUUUUGUGAUGCCGGGAGCACAACCUCAGCGGCGACGUGUGCAGCUGCCCAGCAAGCGUGUGAAGUUUUGGUGCAACGCUUGUUGCCAUUGAAAGAGCAACUUGCCCAGGCUCAGCCUAACGGAGAGGUUCUAUGGGAGGAUCUUUGUUUCACGGCCAAAAGGAGGAUGAUGAACUUGCAAUCUUAUGAGUACUGGGCUUCACCCAACUAUCACUACUUGAUCUUCGGAGCUGGAGUCAGCGAGGUGGAGGUCAACAUUUUAACAGGUGAGACCAGAGUGUUGGCCACGGAUAUUCUCUACGAUGGUGGGAAGACCUUAAAUGCAGCGAUUGACGUCGGACAGGUUGAAGGUGCAUUUGUGAUGGGCCUUGGAUUCGUCUUGACCGAGGAAAUUACAACGGAUUCGAAGGGGAAGGUUUUGACUGACGGCACGUGGACAUACAAACCACCCACUAUUGAUACAAUUCCCCGACGAUUCAACGUAGAGUUUUACAAGAGCCCCUACAGCAACAAGCGGCUCUUCUCUUCCAAAGCGGUCGGCGAGCCACCCUUGCUAGCAGCAUCAACUGUCCUCUCGGCAAUCAGGAUGGCCAUCGCUGCUGCACGCAAAGAUUACAAAGGAGGCAGUCCCAAGCACGACGUCUUUGAAUUAAACCCACCUGCGACCGUGGUUAAGGUGAAGAAGUUGUGUGGCAUCGACAACGUCGAGAUGCACCUGCAAUCCACAUUGCACAAAUCUAAUGGAGAGCUCCAGUCCAUGUUGAAACCAAGCAAUAGUUGACAAGAUGGAAAGCGUUUCUAUUUUGUACCCAGCAGAAGAGUCACAAGUGCUGCACACUAUUGCUUCAGUCAUGACGACCCAAGCAGUAGCGGUGCCUCAAUGAUUGUGCUACGCCUGUAAAUACAGCUGGGAAUAUAGCCUUGUGAUUGCAGUGAAAAUAUCAAUGCACUGUACAUACUUGGGGGUGUUGGAAGAGGUCAGUGAAACAGAGGGAAACGUUUGGAGACUGUUUAUGUUUGUUGUGAAACAUUGAUAUAUAUAUAUAUAUAGAUAGAUAGAUAGAAAGAGGUAGAGAGCGAUAGAAGGAAAGUUGUUAAAACCACACUCCAUGUUGUUACUACCAUAUCUCCCUUGUGUUCUCAUGAUUAAUUUAAUAUAUUCUCAAACAACCUCAUUCCACUCCA
Molecule: messenger RNA, 4953 nt
Organism: Physcomitrium patens
Lineage: Eukaryota; Viridiplantae; Streptophyta; Bryopsida; Funariales; Funariaceae
Product: indole-3-acetaldehyde oxidase
Molecular function (GO): iron ion binding; 2 iron, 2 sulfur cluster binding; FAD binding
Source: RefSeq, a predicted model, not a curated record